AUGGGGAGUGCAUUUUGCAGAUUGAUAAUUGGCAUUGACCUAAAGGAUACAAGUGACCCAGAUGACCUUAAUCCUACCGUAGGUUCAGUGUUGUUCCAAGAUGGACAAGAUAAUGGAACAUUAACUCUUCGCAUAUUAACAGACAGGAUACCUGAGAAUGAUGAAACUUUUCAAAUAAGACUACUAGAAGCAACGGGUGGAGCAAAAUUAGAUGAAGCAAAAUCAACACUAACUGUAAUUAUAUUGAAAAAUGAUAGUCCUCUACGAUUCUCACAAACAUUUUAUAUGUUUGAAGAGGAUGCUGGUACUGUUUCUGUUGAUGUUCACCGAGGCCUUUCAGCUGAUGGUGUCACACAGCUAGGCUCAGAUGAAGGCACUGUUGUUGUAGACUAUUUUAUGGUCUCUAGCUCUGGAAAGCUAGGACUAGAUGCCUUAGCAUCAAAUGGUAGCUUGACUUUUUCCCCGAGGGAAUACACAAAGACAAUAUUUAUUACUAUUUUAUCGGAUGAUAUCCCAGAAAUUGGGGAAACCUUCAAUGUACACCUUGCCAACCCAAGCUCAAAUGCAGUAUUAGCUGAGCCGUCUAUUGCUACUGUUAUAAUUUUGGGGAAUGAUGAUCAAAACGGGGUGCUUUCACUUCAAGAUUCAUCCCGAUUUGUGACUGCUGCUGAAGGCACCGGCAUCAAUUCAGACUUUGUUGUCCAGAGGGUUGGUGGAACAUUUGGAAAUGUCAGCAUAGAUUAUGAGAUUGUUAGAAAUGAUUCAAAUUCAAACUCUGUUACUGAUGACUUGACUCCUGCCAGUGGCACUGUCUACUUUAUGGAAGGUCAGGCAACUUCUGCAAUCACAAUAACUAUUAAUGAUGACAGCAUUCCGGAAGAGGCUGAGAGAUACGCUGUUAGGAUUCUUCCAUUUACAGUAACAGGUGGAGCAAGGGUGAGUGGGCCAACAGAAGGCCAGCUCCUAUUGGUCGAUAGUGAUGAUGCAUAUGGUGUUAUCCAGUUUUCAUCAGAUAAUGACCAAAGCAUUGAUACCUCGGAAUCUCCAAGAAAACUUAAGUUAACCCUGACAAGAGGUGGAGGUCUCAUUGGAAAUAUUUUAGUCAACUUUACCGUGACGUAUGACCUACCAUCUGAGGAAGUAUCGGCAAUAGGAACUGAAGAUGUUUUGGAUCUUGGACCAGGAACCAGCACGGUCUUUCCUCAAGAUCUCUCCAUCCAUAGAAUAUCAAUUAAUAUUCGGAACAAUGCAUUUCUGAGUGUCGAUGCAGUGUUCACUGCUGCCAUACAAGAAGUAAGCCUUCACAACUAUGACACAGUAUUUCAGCCAUCCAGUCCACGUAUUGGAGAAAAAAGCGUUGUAGCUUUGGAACUGUCAACUGCAGAAGCCAAUGGUGAGGUUGGAUUUGACCAGGAGAGCCUCAAACUUGAGGUUCAGGAACCAGAUGGAGAUACACCUGCACAAAUUCGAUUGAAUGUUACAAGGGAAGGUACAUCCGGAUAUGUGUCGCUUCUUUGGCGUAUAUCAGAAGUCGGUGUGAACUCCUCCAUGAGGAUUUAUGACUUGUUCCCAACAUCUGGAACAGUCUACAUGCUACCAGGGUUUGCCAGGGGAUACAUCAACAUUCAAAUACUUUCUGAUGAUGUACCUGAACUUGAAGAGAAAUACCAGGUGGAUUUAUACAGUAUUAUUCCUGAGAACCAAAGACUCAAGGAGGGAUAUGUGACUGCAGAAAUCACUGUUCUUGAAAACGAUGCCCCGGGGGGUGUGUUUGAGUUUGCUUCUUUCUCUUCUGGACCAUUUGUAACAACAGAAGCAUAUCAGGUCAUUCGUGUCUCAAUCAUUCGAACGGGCUCAUCUCUGGCAACACGCCAAGUAAUGUACUCUAUGUUUGAUUCUUCAGGAGAAUCAAAUAUUGUUGAUUUUUUUAAUGUGCCUAAUUUCAUCACAUUUCAACCUGGUGAAAUUAUGAAAAACAUUUCAUUCGUUGCAAACUCUGAUAACAUUCCUGAGUUGGAUGAAAUAUUUGACCUCCGACUUGAAAGUUAUGGUUCACCGCCAAGUGACCUUGGAGAACGGACGAAUAUUAUGGUAACAAUUCUAGAAAAUGAUGACCCAUACGGUGUUUUCCAAUUUGAGCAAUCUCCAACAAUUAUUUAUAUUGAUGAGAGCAAAGGAACUCCGCAAGUAGCUGCUUAUUUUCCUGUAGAGCGUACACAAGGAACCUUCGAGACUGUGACUGUAUCAUGGAUAGUUUCUCCUCAAAUGUCGCCCAUUGAUGUUUAUCCAGUGAACGGAUCAUUGACGUUUCUUGAGGGUGAAUCACUUUCUUACAUUGAAAUCUUUUCCCAAGAUGAUCAAGUUCCAGAAGGAUCAGAACAGUUCACUGUCACUUUGUAUGAUGCUACUGGUGGUAGCAGGAUUGGCAUAAAUUCAAUAGCAUUUCUCAACAUCAACAAAAACGAUGAUGCAAUUUUCUUUGAAGAUCCUGUACUAGUAGAAGCAGAAGAGCCGAGCAAUGUUGUUCUCAGUGUGAGGCGCAAUGGUACUGCUACAGAUGUUGUGUCUGUCGACUAUCGAACAGUUAGCAUCACCGCUCUUGAUGAACGCCAAGACUACGAGGCAGCUCAGGGAACUUUGACCUUUCCUAUAGGAAUUAAUGUGCAGACAAUAUCAUUGACAAUCCUUCAGGAUGAUAACCCAGAAGAGGCUGAGAUAUUUACUGUGGAACUCUUUAAUCCUGUUGGUGAUGUUGUUGUGUAUGGUGCACCUGUGGCAACCGUUUCCAUAGUUCCAAAUGAUGAUGCAAGCGGUAUCUUCAGCUUCAGUCAACCGCUAUCGCAGACAGCACAAAGUGAAGGCACAACUGUAGACUUCUUUGUCCAACGAGAAAGGGGAUUUUAUGGAGUCGUACAAGUGUACUGGAUGAUAGUCCACAAUGGUACUGAUGAUAAGGUCAUUAAUGGUCAAGAGUUUGUGAAUGUUGAGGGUGUCCUUGAAUUUGCUGACCGUCAAUCGCAACAAGUCCUAAGUAUCCAAGUUUUGGCAGAUUCCAUUCCUGAGUUCACAGAGUAUUAUGAAGUGAAGCUUGUAAAUGUAUCAGGUGGAUUUCCAAAUGAUAAACCAAAGCUGUCAGAGACAGGUCCUAUGUCAGUGGUCAUUAAAAUCCUGCCAAAUGAUGAUCCAUUUGGAGUCUUAAGGUUCCCCUCAGACUCGCGUGAAAGAGAUGUUGCCGAAGACUUUUAUCCAGGAGAUGAAGCGAUAACAAAAACAAACUUUACUGUUGUCAGGGGUCAGGGACUAUUCUCAAAUGUUGGGGCAUUAUGGGAAGUGUUUACAGACUCAAUAUCUGGUGGACUGCCUGAAGUGAUUGACUUGCUGUUUGUGGGUGAACAUUUGUCUGCUAGUGGAGUUCAGUCUGUCCCGGAGCAACGGCGCCCACACACAGGAACCAGUGUAUUUUCAUUUUCAGGAGGAACUGGUUCUUACCUCUCAGUGCCUGCUGAGUACCAACCCCCUCCUGCUGAAAUUUCCUCAGGGUUCUCCAUCAGUGCCUGGGUAAAGCCUACCUCUGACUGUAAUGGAUUCAUUGUCAGCAAAGUAUCGGCUGCUGACAACAUUAAGAUGUAUUAUGGUCUGAAGCUGGAAAUUCAAAGUUCAACAUCAGUAUAUAUAGAAUUCAGAUACUCAACUGACAGUUCUGUGAAUUUAUCAGCCGGUGCAAUAUUCAGCGGUCUAAUGUUGACUGAUGACCAGUGGCAUCAGAUCAUUGCUGUCAUUGGCAACCUGCAGGUCCAGUUUUUUGUUGAUGGUCAGCUAGAAGCAGACCUGAAUCUUAGCGAUGUAAAUGAUGAUGGUGUUGGCCUGAUGUAUGUUGGUGCUAGACUCCCAUCUAGCAACAGGUACAAAGGAUUACUACAAGAUGUCAGGUUAUACAGCAGGAGACUAACGAUGAAUGAAAUUAGUGAAAUUUGGAACAAUCCUGCAACCAAAGAUGUAACACCCAUCUCAGGGUAUGUGACAUUUAACUCAGGGGAGAGUGUACAACAAAUCCGUAUAUCCUCUAUCCAGGACACAGAAGAGGAAGGUAAUGAAGUAUUCACUGUCAACCUCCUCACAGUGAAUGGUGGAGCAAGGCUAGACUCCGAUGACACCACUGCUAUUCUUACUGUUCUGAAAAGUGAUAAUGCAAAUGGAUUGUUUGGUUUUGAUGGUCCUUGUCGUCUCUCAACAUCUGAUCCACUCUCUGCUGAAUCCAUAACAUACACUUGUCCAGUGAUGCGCAGUCGUGGGGACGAGGGUGUUGUCUCAAUCCCAUGGGAAGUACAGAACCUUUUUACGGGAGAUGCUACAAGUGACUUCAUAAAUGCAUCCGGGGUGUUGGUCUUUGAAAAUGGUGUCCGAGAGAUGGAAAUUAUUAUUGUUGCCGUUGAAGACUUAGUACCAGAACUUGCUGAAGACUUCACUGUUAAGCUUAUUACACGUCAUCCAAUGUCUGAUGAUGGCAUCGUUGGAUCAACUGACACAAGUGGAGCAAGUAUCGAUCCAGAAAACUUGGAAAACAACCUCACGCUUGCGUUGAACGACUUUCCUUAUGGACUGCUCCAGUUUGCCGUUGGUUCUCCACCAGAUGCUGGAGACCCACUGAUUCCACCAGAGGAAGAUAUUGUCAGAGUAUCAGUGCAAGAGGAUGCUGGGUUCAUCCAGCUGCUGGUAGUGAGGGCACAAGGACUGCUUGGACCUGUUACCGUUGAAUGGAGUACUCUGGACGGAACUGCUGUGUCUGCUGGCAAAGAUCCUAUUGACUUUAUUGGUGCUGGAGGUACAUUAACAUUCGAGGAUCAGCAACGGUAUGCUUACAUCAACGUCACUAUCGUUGACAACAACAUCCCUGAACUAGAGAAAACCUUUCGAGUCCAGCUAUCAAACCCGACAGGGGGAGAUGCUGAUCUUGAUAUUGGCUCAACGGUGGAAGUAACGAUUGAGAAUUCCGAUGAAGCCUAUGGAUUGUUUGAAUUUGCUGAAAAUUCACUUGAUGUGACCGUCAGUGAAAUGGAGUCCGCGGCGUUUCAGGUAAUCAGAACGGGCGGUGCUCUUGGGGUAUCUGUUGUCUUCUGGAAUGUAACCCCUGACCCAUCAUCUCCAGCAGCAAGUAACAGCACAGAUCUUUUGGAAUAUGAAGGUAAUGUUACAUUCAGUGUUGAAGAGAGAGCAACAGUCAUUGAGCUACAACCAGUGCCUGAUCAGAUUCCUGAGCUCGAUGAAAUGUUCUAUGUCAACCUAAUUUCUGUAAGUGAUGGUGAUCUUGGUGAAAGUCAGUUUCUGGUAGCCAAACUGACCAUCACGGCAAGUGAUGAUCCAUACGGCAGAUUUGUCUUCGAUCAAGAGUCACUACAGGUGGUUCAAAUUGAGGCGAACCAAAACAUUACUUUAAAGAUAAUCCGUGAAGCUGGAUCUGUUGGUAGUGUCCGUGUUUUUUACUCCUCGUUAAGAGAUGAUGAGGAACUUCCUAACAUGCCAUCAUUCAUAAGUCGUGCGUCUGAAGGUAUAGAUUUCCAGGCAAACCAAGGGUCAAUGAUUUUCACAGACGGUCAACGUGAAGGAUCGGUUACGGUCACAAUACUAGAUGAUAACCUACCUGAAACAGAAGAGACAAUGUUCAUCUACAUUACAAGAGUCACUCUCCUGGAAUCACCUCAGACCGCACCUGUCACUGAUUCACCCAGCAUUGGUGAUGGAAGCAUUGCGGAAGUGGUGAUUCCUGCCAAUGACAAUGCUAAUGGCAUUCUUCAAUUGUCAGCGAGUGAGAUUACAGUCUCAGAGGACUUUUCUGGACCAUUCAUCAACAUCACUAGGACUGCAGGCUCGUUCGGUCAGAUUUCUAUCAGCUUUGAAACAAAUCCAGAUUCAGCCCAGCGAGGUCUUGACUACAGCAUUACAUCGACAAAUGUGGUGUUUCUUGAAGGUGAGACAACAAAGGCAUUACCAGUUGAGAUCCUUAAUGAUCCUGUGCCAGAAAUUGAGGAACAAUUUGAGAUCAUUCUUUUGAAUGAAAUCACUGGAGGGGCUGCUCUUGGAUCACCCAGUAGAUGCGCUGUCACUAUCACUCCUUCAGAUGAUCCCAAUGGAAAAUUUGGCUUUGGACAAUCUCACUUAGAGGUCAAUGAACCAGAAGGAGAUGAUAUGACAGAACUCACAAUAAGUGUCAUCCGUAGUGCUGGUGACAUCGGAGUUGUUGCCGUCACAUGGCAAGCCACUAUUAAUGGUGAGCUUGCUGUUGAUGAUGUGUUUCCUACUGGAGGAACUCUCUACUUCUUGUCAACACACAAAUUUGGAACCUUUAAAAUAAAUAUUCUUCCUGAUGAUAUACCGGAGGAAACUGAGGAUAUAAUUCUGACGAUUGUUAGUGCAGACGGAGGCGGCUCCAUUGGCAGCCAAUCGACUGCCGUGAUUUCCAUCAGUGCUAAUGAUAAUCCGCAUGGAAUGGUGGAAUUUAGUAAUGCUGUGAAUCCAGUAGCGGAAGACCUCUAUGGGAAUAGUAUUACUAAUAUUGAACUUAUCAGACGUGGUGGUCUCUUCGGUGAGCUUGAGAUUGUGUACAGCAGUGAACCACUUGAUGUAGUCCAAGAAGCCUACCAAUCUGGCCUAGAUCCAACUGACUACUACCAUGCACCAAUCCAAGGCUCACAGAUGGGUAUUUCAAAGACUGUGCUAGAUGUCUCAAGGGCCUCAAGCCCCCUGACUAUGUGUGUUGAGUUCUGCCUGAGGGAGAGAGCAUGCGCCGCCCUGGAGUUCAAAGAGAUAAAUGCCACGGUCAGCUGCUUGUGGUCAGUGACAUCGGAUGGAGAUAAUAUUGAUUCAGGAUCUGGGUUCACACUGUAUAUCAAAGAUGUCUCGAAGGCUCAGUUGUUGUACGACUCUGUGGCUCAACCAGGAGUAGACUACAGUCCAGUUAUGAGUCGCAUUGUACGCAUACCUGAUGGAGCUGGCACAGGAACAGUGACUGUUACAAUACUCGAUGAUGCAAUACCAGAGAUGGCAGAAUCAUUCAAGUUGAGGCUGGACAGUGUCAGAUUAGUUGGCAGCACACCAUCAACCCAGAACGAGCCAACUCUAGGACCACAGUCUGAGACACGUCUUGUCAUAGAGACCAACGAUGAUGCCAACGGUGUGUGGCGUAUCUAUAGCAAUAGUCCGGAUGCAACUGAUAAUGGCCAAACCCUUUUGGUAGAGGAAAGAAAUGGAAUAUCAGUUGGAGUGGAGUUGACUGUAGAGAGAAUGGGAGGAACUAUAGGUGAUGUAAUGGUGUCUUGGCAGGCAGCUGAUGGAGGCUCUGCUGAUAUGGAAGAUGACUUCAUUGCCAGCGGUGGCACACUUUCUUUCGCCAGUGGAGAGAGUCGACGAGUUAUCAGUAUCAGCAUCAGAGAUGAUGUCAUCCCAGAGGUAGAUGAGAAUGUUGUGAUAGAACUGUAUGAUCCUCAAGGGGGCAGUGUUCUAGGAGCUGAUAGUUCUGUUACCAUAGUGAUAGCUUCUAAUGAUUUUGUUGCUGGAACUUUGAAGUUUGCUACUCUAUCCUAUAUUGUCGCUGAAGGAGAAACCUUCAAUGUCACAAUUGAACGUACCUUGCCAGCUGUUGGCCUGGUGUCAGUCGAUUGGCAAAUUCAAGGAACUGGUGAACUGGAUCCUUCUCAAAGUUUCCGUAACAUUGCUGGCAAGGUUUCCUUUGGUCAGGGUCAGCUUGGACAAGUCAUUUCAUUGUAUGCUCUCCCUGAUGAAACCCCAGAGGUUAAUGAAGAGUUUGUUAUUGUUCUUUCCGGUGUUGAGACAGAAGGUGUGUCUUCUACUGGUGCUGCUGAGCUUGAUCCACAAGGUUCAGUUGCUAGCAUCACUAUCAGUGCAAGCGAUGAGCCGCAUGGUGUCUUCAGCUUUGCUCAAGGUUCAGAUGAGAUCACUGUAUCUGAGGAUCAACAAACUGUUCAGCUGUUUGUCGAUAGGAAGUUUGGCAACAUAGGGGCGGUUCGUGUUUUCUAUGAAGUUCUUGAGGGUUCAUUGACACUUAACCCUCUGCCAUCUCUAAAUCAAGCUCUGUUUGGUCAAGACUUCAGUAAUGGCAUUGAAUACAUUGAUUUUGGAGAUGGUGUAGGUGACAUGGCCAUUACUGUGCAGAUUUUACAGGAUGAGAUCCCUGAGCUUGAUGAGAAGUUCUUGGUGAACCUGACGUCCGUAGAACUCCUGGAUCCAUCAACCACUAACACACCACCUGCACUUGAUCAAGUUGGAACAAUAGCAGAAGUAACCAUAGGAGCUAAUGAUGGCACUCAAGGUGUUGUUAUGUUUGCUGGUGACUCCCAAAGCGUCUCAAUUGAAGAAGGUGUAACCAAUGUAACACUGACUGUAAAACGAGACAAAGGGACAUACGGUGAUGUUACAGUCUUCAUAUACAGCCAGCCUUUGGAUUCUACUCGCGGCAGUGACUACAGCUUUACAGACAAGGUCCUGUAUUUUGCCAGUGGUGAGGCCCAAAAGACAGUGACUGUACAUAUCUUUGAGGAUGUAACUCCAGAGGAUAAUGAAUCAUUUGAGAUUAUUCUUGGUAAUCCAAAUGGUGGCCUAGAGAUUGGAGAACCUAGGAAAGCUGUGAUAACAAUCUUAGCCAAUGAUAAUGCGUACGGUAUUGUGUCGUUUACUGGGCCCACAACUAUCACUAUUUUGGAGCCCACAGACAUCAGCACAGCCAACAGCGUGGCGCAGUUUGCUGUAGUACGGGAACAAGGUACAUUUGGUGAGAUACAAGUACCAUUCCAAGUCCUGCAGAUGGAUGGGCAAUCCGCCGUUAGUGAUUUAAAUCCUGCAACAGGAUUUGUCAUCUUCACACCUGGAAUUUCUACCACGGUGCUGCAUGUAUCAGCCGUGCUUGACAAUGAUCCAGAGUUACAGGAGCAAUUCCUGGUUAAACUUCUACCACCAACUGGGGGCGCUAUUUUGGGUACAACAGUAAAUGCUACCAUUAUUGUUGCAGACAAUGAUUCUCCUUAUGGCUUGCUACAGAUAUUUCCACAAGGUUCAAGUUCAAGUAGUGUUGACAUUGAAGAAACAGGACAGCCUACUUACCUGACAGUUGAAAGAUCAUUUGGGACAUUGAAUGAGAUUACAGUCGACUGGCAGACCAUACCAGGGACAGCCAUUGCUUCUGUUGGUACCAGUUUGACCCUAGCAGCUUCUCAGAGAAUCAUUGCAAUGGCCGCUCAAGGUUUUCACAGCUUCGCUAUAGGGUCUGAAGUAUUCCUUGUGUUGACCAGUAGUAGACGACUUGGAGAGUUGACAACAGGUCUAAGCAGUGAUGGAUCAUCUGGUUCAGUUAACGCUACACCUGUCAUGGACUCUAUGAUGUAUCGAUGGCAGGGUGUCUUUGUUCCAGUGCAGACAAUAGAAACCAACAGUGCACGCAAGAGUUCCAGUCAUGUGAUCAACGGCAAAACAUACUUGGUUGUUGCCAACCAUGGUUGGUUCCGAAAUGUUCAGACAUCCUCACGAUUGUACCGGGUUGAGUCAAAUGGUACACUAGUAGUGAUACAAGAUAUCUUGACAAUGGGAGCUUCAGAUGCUGUUUUCUUCACAAGUGGUUCUGACACUUAUUUAUUUAUCACAAAUGAAAUCAACAACAUCCAAGAAACUAGUAUCAACUCAGUUUUAUUGAUUUGGAAUGGUGCGAUGUUUACCACACAACAAGAAGUCCCAACAUCUGGCGCACUUGAUGCGGUAACAUUCAAGAUUGGUGGGGAUCAGUUUGUUGCCGUGGCAAACUCCUACGACCAGGUGCUUGGAACGACACAGAUCAAGUCCACUGUGUUCCAGCUUCAGAGUGGUGAACUGGUGGAGUAUCAGUCAAUUGACACCAACGGAGCAGUCGCUGUAGAGAGCUUUGUGAUUGGCUCAAGUUCAUACCUUGUAAUAGCCAAUAGCAGAAGCAGUGAUGAAAGUGUAGAAGUAACAUCAGUUAUCUACAAGUGGAACAUUGCCAAUGCACAGUUUGCUCAUCAUCAGUCUAUACCGACCCCAGGUGUACAGAGCAUUAAGCACUACACCGGCCUAGAUGGUACAGCCCACCUGGUUGUAGCGCAGCUAGAAGGUGACUCAACCGUCUGGGCUUGGAAUUCCUUUGCCCUGUCAUUCACCAAUGUUGCCAAGGCACCUGUGUCGCAUGAUUUAGAGCCUAUUUUGAUUAGCAGUACUGCUGGCGCUGUUGACUUGUACAUUGCCUCUGCAAAUUAUGGCGAUGGUUCGACUGCUUUGGAGUCUUUUAUAUAUGAAGCUGUCUCUAUUUCUGCUGAUUCUGAUUUUGUACCAAGGUCGGGACAACUGACUUUUGAAGACGGUCAGACUGAGCUGACUAUUGCUGUGGUAGCAACUGAUGAUACUGAUCCAGAAAAUGAUGAAAGAUUCAGUGUUGCGCUUAGCAACCCUACAGGUGGCGCAAUAAUUGGUUCACAAGGUCAGGUGACCGUGAACAUCUUGUCCAAUGACGAUGCACAUGGAUUGAUUGCCUUUACUCAGGACUCAUUAGAGAAGCAAGUAAGUGAACUGAAUGUUGACAAUGUUGUCGUCUUGAAUGUGGAGAGACAACAUGGAUCAGCUGGUCUGGUUGUUAUUGAAUGGCAGGCUAGCGGUGACAACGAUGCCAAUGACAUAUCACCACAAUCAGGACAGAUUGAAUUCCGUGAUGGUGUUUCUUCUGCUGCCAUUGUCAUCACCAUCAAAGCAGACAGCACGCCGGAACUAGAUGAGACCGUCUUCAUCUCUUUGGUACGUGUGGUCAACCCAGGCACACCGCACUCUGAUCGUGGUGCUGUGAUCAGUUCAACAGACUACACAGCUAGGAUGAUCAUCCUGGCCAAUGAUUCACCGCAUGGUGUGUUUGCCUGGUCACUUGGAUCUCUGUUUACUUCCGUACCUGAACCUGAAGGCCAUACCUCUGUCACCAUUGGACUUCAGGUCAUCAGGGAGCAGGGAGUGCAGGGAACAGUCCUGGUGAGAUAUAGUACUUUUGAAGCAAUUGGUCUACCACUUGCUCAGCAAGCAAAGAGUGACCGUGAUUAUGUUUCUCGAGAAGGCUAUGUAACCAUGGGAGAUGGAGUUUCAUCCGAUUCAGUCACUAUCACCAUUCUAUCGGACACUGAUGCUGAAGGACCGGAAACAUUCUUUGUGAAUCUGACAUCAGUAGAAUUACUAACAGGGAGUCCUAUAAGUGGAGCACCCCCUAGUGUCAAGAAGGAUCAGAAUGUGGCAGAGGUCAUAAUUCCACAGAAUGACAAUGCUAAUGGAAUCUUACAGUUUAGUGUCAUGCGAAACUCUGCGAACCAGGUGGAAGUGUAUGAAGGAUCUGGAACAAGUGGCAUUUUGACGCUACCUGUGGUUCGCUCAGCGGGCACUUUUAAUAUUGUUGGGGUCAGCUGGCUAGCGUUUUCCGCGUCAGCCACUACUGCAGACUACUCACCUGUGUCUGGUAACAUCACAUUUGCUGAGGGCCAACAGGAAGCAGUUAUUGAUAUCUCAAUUAUUGAUGACAAUGUUUAUGAAACUGAUGAGUUGUUUACUGUCCAAUUAAAUAGCCCAAGAGGGGGUGCUGUUCUUGGAAGUGAUACGUUUGUAACUAUUAAGAUCCUGAAGAACGAUUCUCCAAAAGGCUUAUUUGGGUUCACAAACACACAGGCAACAGUUGCAGAGUCCACAACUAGCACCGAUGCUAAUGGGCUUAUUACCAUCACUGUUGAACGCACACAAGGUCAGCAAGGGAUCGUUGACGUAGUAUGGGAGCUGGAUGCAUCAGGGUUUGAUGACAUCACACCUAGUAGCGGAACACUUACUUUCCCAGAUGGUGUAACAAGUCAGUCUUUCACACUGCGAGCAGUUGCUGACAAUGUUUUAGAAGGAGAGGAAAGGUUCAUGGUUAUUAUCACUUCGGUAACGGAUGAUGCUGAAAUUUCACCUGUCAAUGGUAUUCUGACGAUUAUUGUCCAAGCCAAUCCAGGGUCAGCUGGGCUGGUAUCCAUCCAACCUCAAUCAAGACAAGUCCUCAUUGGUGAGCCUCAGUCAGUGUACGAUGGCUCAGCUAUUGUAAGCUUGACACGUGGAAAUGGUAUAUUUGGUGAGAUUAUGGUAAAUUGGCAACUAGAUCCGCGAGAUGCCAGUGUGUUUGCUCAAACAUUUGGUUCUGUUGUAUUUAGUGACGGUCAGCGUGAUGCUACCAUUGUGCUACAGACUUUGGAUGAUCAGACACCUGAGUUGAAACGAGUGUUCACUCUCCGUCUGUCAUCUGUUGUGGGUGGAGCUACCAUUGAUGCAGGCAAUGCUGAUGAGGCAAGCAUUACUGUUGUUGCCAGUGACAACCCGCAUGGUGUUUUUGAAUUCUCAGGUCAACAGGAAGUAGUUGUGUCAGAGGACAGCCUACAGGUGACAUUAGAAGUUGUUCGUAAUGCAGGCAGUAUUGGUAUUGCCCGAGUAAUUUACACAACUAUACCAGGCACAGCAUCAGAGAUUCAAGAUUUUAACCCGGCUUCAGGGUUCCUUACCUUCAACGAUGGGGUGGAUACACAGAGCAUUGUCAUCAACCUGCAACCUGAUGAUGUACCUGAAGGGCCAGAGACUUUCCAUGUUAAUCUCACCUCUGUCCAACUACUUUCACCAAGUGGUAAUGACUACAGCAUCCAAGAUGGCCUUCAACUUGAUAUGCCUCCGGUUCUUGGUGAUUUAUCUGUGAAGACGGUGAUCAUCGAGAAGAAUGACAAUGCAGAAGGGGUGAUUGAGUUUGCUCCUGAAGCACUGGUGUUUGUAGUGCAAGAAAGCGUUGGUACAGCAAUGGUACCUGUGAUAAGGACCCAGGGAACCUUUGGUAUAGUGAGUGUUGGAUUCACGUCAGUUGGGGGCAGUGCCACUCCAAAUGGUGUUGACUACAUCCUAACUGAUGGUGAGGCAAUAUUUCUUGAUGGAGAAUCUACCGCUUACAUUAACGUCAACAUAAUUGAUGACCAAAUUAAAGAGUUUGCUGAAUCAUUUGAGAUUAGGCUUACACAGGCUGAAGGAGGCGCAACCUUAGGCCAAUAUUUGACAGCAACUGUGACGAUAGCAAAAAGUGAUGGACCUGAUGGUUUGAUUGGGUUUGUGCCAUCAGAUUUGUCACGGAUCAUACCAAAUCCAUCUUUGAAUCGAGAAGUGGUGUUCACAGUAGAGUUGUCUGGUGGAAUCGAUCAAUAUCUGACUGGAACAGAGGUGAAGUGGAGAAUCCUAGGCCCCAAUUCUGAUUCAGUUCUCCAACAAACAAAUGACAUCUCAACAUCAACUGGCCAGCUUCAAGGUUCACUGAACUUUGCUCGAGGAGAGAGGGCAGCAAGGAGUUUCACCCUAGUUGUGAAGCCAUAUCCUGGACCAGAGGUAGAGGAAACCUACACUGUAGAGGUCUACCAAUUGGUUGGUGCUGGUGAAGUCAACACCGAGAGCUCCAGAGCUCAGCUUAAGAUUCUGAAGUUUGGAGACCCUAAUGGCAUUGUGCAAUUCUAUGCCGACUCACUGCAAACUCGCUCAUUCAGCGAACCGGCGGACAGCGCCGGAAGCUCCCGUGUAGUGUUUCCAAUCAGACGACGAGACGGAACAAUUGGCGAUAUUCUGGUACAUUGGGAUGUUAGAAAUACUGUUGGUGAUAUUUCUACUGAUGUGUCGCCCUCUAAUGGCUCAGUUGAAAUUCUUGAUGGAAUAGCCUCUUCGCAGAUAACUAUUAACAUUCUUGCUGACCAGGAACCUGAACUAAGAGAAGAACUAAAUGUGAUCUUGCAGUCUGUAGAUGGUGGUGCUGAAAUCGACCCUGAUUUCAAUGUUUCAACCUUCUUUAUUGACCCUAGUGAUGACCCCCAUGGUUUGUUCAGUGUUGAGGAUGAACUCCAGGCUGUGUCCAUGAGAGCUGAUGGUACAAGGUUCCUCAGUAUUAUGAUUACACGUUCUGCUGGUACUGAGGGUCAAGUGCAGGUUGAUUUCACGCUUAGUUAUGACCAGGCUGAGCCAGGAAUUGAAUAUAUCAGAGACACUGCCACUGUAGUCUGUGCAAAUAGCCAAUCAGAGUGUACAGCUGAAAUCCAAUUAGUCAGUAACAAUGUGUUCCUGGCUCGUGACAGCUCAUUCACCAUUACAUUGACAUCAGUGAUCUAUAGUGGAGUCCCUUACAUUCCUCCUAGGAUAAAGCCUGGUGCAGGCUCAGCCACUAUCUUUGUUACACAAGAAGUGGCAAACUCAUAUGUUGGAUUUGAUCCAACUGCAACUGAUGUGAACGAAGAGACAUACCAAACUCUACUCACCAUUGAGAGAAUCGGUUCCUAUGGCAGCAUGAGUGUGUCAUGGACUGCUGGCUACCCACCUGGACAACUACCACCUGGAUUUACUCCAGGUAGCAUCAUCCCUAGCAAUGGCCAGGUGCUGUUUGAUGAUGGACAAGCACUGGAAACAAUAUCUAUACGGCUUAAUCCAUCCACCUCUACCACUGAACUGUUUGCGGUGUUUCUGAACAUGAUUGACACCUCUGUAGAUGGAGGCGCUCGUCUACAAGAUAAUUACAUCACAGCUGAGAUUGACAAGUAUGGUGUUGUUGGAUUUGCUGCUGAUUCCCAGUCAGUUUCUGUUACUGAAGUAAAUGGUCAGAUUUCAUUAACACUGGAGAGGAGUCUUGGAACCUUUGACAACAUCCUGGUUCGUUAUGUUACAUACGCCCUCACUGCUGUGCCUGGCGAAGACUACCAGGAGAUUGUUGAUGGUGCUGUUACACUCGGCAACAUGGAGCGCACUGCAAAAAUCUUUAUCACAUUACUGGAGGAGGAGAAGCCUGAACUGCCAGAGAUGUUCUUUGUCAACAUCACCAGUACAAAAAUUUCAACUGCUUCUACAUCAGGUCUUAGUCCACGGAUCAGUUCACUGUACCCCGUUGCUGAGGUAACAAUAGAGGCCAGUAAUGAUCCGUAUGGAGUCAUCUACUUAAGGCCAAAAUCUGUGGAGACAACAGAAAGCAUCGAUGGCUCCUUUAAGUUAGUAACCCUCAAGGCCAUCAGAGCAGGUGGCACUUUCACCGAAGAACGUAUCACUGUUAGGACAGUCGGUGGAGGCGAGAUGUGGGAAGAUGCAUUGAUUGGUCCACCGGCAGAUACCAUCAAUACGAUAAGUGAUGCCUUGGCAGAUGCUAAGUUGAAUGCCAACUCAGCCACAAAAGACCUUGACUAUGAGGAAUUUGAGGAGGAACUGAUCUUCUUUGAAGGAGAGACUGAAGUAACAUUUCAGGUGAAAUUGUUUGAUGAUACUGAGGCUGAACCAGCUGAGGUGUUCUUUGUUUACCUUGUACCACCAUCUACAGGUGCAAGAAUUGCUCAAGGAGAAUCGGAUAAUGGAGAACAGGGCUUUACACGGAUAACCAUCGCUGGUAGUGAUGACCACAAUGGUGAAAUAGGUUUUGACACUGGUUCCAUGUACACAACUGUAGAUGAGGAUGUAGCGCCCUCCAUUGUUCUUUACCUAAACAGAGGUUCUGCAUUCUUUGACAACGUGACAGUAAACUGGCAAGCUGCCCGCAGUAUGGAUACGUCAACAAAUGAUGAUUCUUUAGUAGAUCAGCUUGUAGCAACUGAAGGUCAAAUAAUUUGCAUAGCAGGUCAACCCCAGUGUGAACUACAAAUCACAUUACAAGAUGAUACUGAACCAGAGUUUUCCAGCUCUUUCCUUGUGGAAUUGCUCUCAGUUGGGCAAGGGGCUGUGAUCCAGGAAAGUGCACGAUAUGCAAACAUUACAAUGCUAGAGAGUGACUAUCCAUAUGGAAUCUUCAGGUUCUCUACAGAAACAAGAAUACAAUCAGCAUACUACAAAUCAAACCUCAUAGGCCUGACAGUACUAAGAGGGGGUGGCAGUACCAAGGAGGUGACAAUAGGCUGGAGUACUAGGCAGCUAACAGACUCCCUGGAGUGGGGUGGUGUUAACACUCAGCCCGCCAUUGAAUAUGCUGAUUAUGCACCUGACGAAGGUGUCAUCCCCUUUGCUGUUGGACAGAGGAGUGCAUCAAUUGACAUUACUAUCUUGUCCUCGACACCCACAUCUUCAGAUCUUUGGCCAAAGCUCUUCCAAGUUGUUCUGUCUAAUCCAACAGGUGGAGCAAGUGUUGAUGAAGAGGAGAGAACUGCAUACAUAACACUUGUAGAAGACGAGAGCACUAAUGAUGUAUGGGACACCUGGAAACAGGCUCUCACAGAUCUAUCUGAUGAAGGUAUUUACAGAAUACUGCAGUCUGUAAGGAAUCAAAUUCAGGAUGAGUUGACAGAUGAACAACUGGCUGUAACUACCGAAACUUUAAAUAAUGUCAUCGGAGAGGGUCAACGAAGAUUGUUGCCAGGUAAUCUCCAAGAAGAUAUGAUGGAUGUGUAUUGUGAGCUGAUGGAUCCAGACAGGUCAGAUACCAGAGGAGCAUAUGGAUUGGCUGAAUCUUUCACCUCAUUUACAUACACAUUGCUAACAGAUGCAAGCUGUGAGACAAUUGAUCCUAUGGUCUUGAACACUUGCCCUCUUGCAUAUGUUGAAGCUGCUCGAUGGCUGCCUGACAGAAUUAAUGGGCAUUCAUUUAAUGGAAGAGGGAAGAAUGUAUUCUCUCUACCAAGUAACUUACUCAUUGAAGAUAACUCCGUUGGGAGAGGAGACGUUCCAACAAGCCAGUGUGAAGAUAUUCAUUUUAUUGAGUAUAGCUCCCAGCAAUGGUUUUAUGGACUUACAGAGCCUGAUGUGUAUAAGAGACAGGUUUUGUCAGUAGCAAUUAGAGGACGUGAAGAUGAUUUUAGUAAUCUGGUAGAACAAGUUAAAUACCGUGUGUACACUCAAGAUGCUCGCGUAACACCACUCGGGGCUGAGUGUGUCAUCUUCAAUGGGCCCUCAGAACGAUGGUUGUCAACUUUCUGCGAAGCAAACAAAAUUGAAACCGGUUAUGUUGAGUGCCAGUGUAACCAUCUAUCGGAGUUUGCAGUCUUAGCAGAAACAGAUGAUCUGGUUGGCUACAACAUCUACAUUUAUGUCUCAUGUUUCAUUACCAUCAUCUGCCUCCUGAUGGCGCUGUUGGCUCACCAUGUCUGCUCAGUACACACAAUGUUUGCUGCUAAGCUGCUCAUGCAUCUUAUAUUUUCUGUCAUGGCAACAGAGAUUGUGUUUAUGAUUUCUGCCUACAUCAGCAAUGAUGUGUCAUCGGAAUCAUGUGCAGCCUUGGGUGCCAUCUUGCAUUACUUCUUCCUCGCCCAGUUCAUAUGGAUGCUUGUGCAGUCAACAAAUUUAUGGAAGAUACUUGUGUUGAAUGAUGAGCAUACAGAUCGGUUCUAUGUUUUAUUUUUUGUUCUUGGAUGGGGUACACCAGCUGUUAUAGUUGUUGCAUACAUCAUAAUAACUUACUCAGUGUUUGAAUGGCCAUUCCAUCAAGAAAGCUUACUCAUCAAUUUAACCAAUCCUGAGGUUGUUUAUGGAGAUGUUCAUGGAAAUGGUGAUAUUUGUUUCAUGCCAAAUGUCAAUGCAAUGCUUGCAAGUGCUGUUGGCCCAGUAGUAAUUUGCAUAAUGGCUGUGGUGACGGUGUUCAUUCAGGCGUAUCUCGUAAAACCUCAGUGGAAGCGAUACGAUGACCUUUACAUGGGAAGCUAUAAUACAACAGAAAUUCGCCUGCUACUGAUUUUCUGGACAUUGUUGAUUUUCACCUGGCUGUUUGGCGGUCUUCACAUGUACUACAGUAAACAGUGGAUGCUUAUUCUUCUUGUUCUCUUCAACGUAAUCAUGGGACUGUUCGUAUUCCUGAUCUACACGGUUUUACGGAAUCAGCUUUGCCGGCCCUCUAAAGGCAACUACUCACCCAACUAUGUCUAUGAUAACUCAGUCACGCUCCUGGAGAACCAUCAGUUUGAUAGAACAGCAACUGCCUUGAGUAUGGACAAGGAAUCCAGAACAUCUCUUUCAAAAGCAGAUCAGGCUAGAUUAGCCAUGUUAGCACAUGAAGAUGUACGGCCAUCUUCCUCCAUCUCUCAAAUUUCCCACCCAUCACAAAAGUUGGAAUGGGAUGUCCAGUCUGUUGGCCACCAGAGCCAUCAUAGUGUACGAAGUCACCAAAGCCAACGAAGCAAACGGCCAUCAAUUCAGAAUGGGAACCUAUAUGCACCCACACCAUUCAACCAGAAUCCAGUGCCGCCUGUCGAGGUGAACCCAACGCCUUCCUUCCAUCAAAAUCCUGUGUUCCCACUACAAGUUGAUGAUAGGGACGAAACAGACUCGCAAGAUUUUGAUGAUUUAAUUUUUGCCCUAAAGACCGGUGGCACCUACAGUCCUAACAUAGAUGAUGGACUCUCCGAACAUCGGUCCACGUCACGCCUUAGUGACUGGCGCAAUGUAUCUCGUGACUCUGUUCCUAAUAGCAAACCGAAUGACCCCGAUGACCCCUAUGGUUUGCAAAGAAUUUCUAUUGCUGAUACCCACCUUUAAUUCUUAACCUAACGCCUCAAUUAUUUUUUCAAAUAUAGAUUAUGUAAAUGUUUAAUUUGUAUGAUAAAUGAAUCACGUCUAUUGUUUUCUAAUAUGUGACUUUUCCCAAUUAAUAAUCUUUUUUAAAAUUGUAAUUAUAUAUUCAGUUUAAUGCUAUUUGUAUUAAUGCCUGCUUGCAGUUCAUAUCAUUUUCUAUACCACACAUUUGUAAUACUUAACAAUUGGGUUAUUUUAAUUACAUUGAGAUUUUGAAAACAAAUAUCAGUUUUAUUAAGGGCGCUUGUGCUAUUAUAACAUGGUGUUUUAUGAUAUGUGGCGUUUCCUACUUCAUGAUCUCGAAAUACGUUUGAAAGCAUUGUUGAUCAAUGUGUUACUUUAUUUUACAUUUUAUAUUAAUAAUUUCACAAUAUUUUAACUCAAGAAACUAUUAUGGUGUGCAUGGAGUUUUAAGUACAAAUAGUAUGAGUGUCACAAACAAAUGUACAAGGUCAUCUUUUUCUAUGUUUUGCUUAUAUUUAAGUAUUACCAAGAUUAAUGUAUAAUACAAAGAGACAAAAUAUAUACAGUGCAAGUUACCAUAAAUUCUAAUUAGUAUGUGUAUUUUAAAUGAGGUAAUUAUCCAAUCAGGAAAGAAGUUAUGGAAAACGUUAAGGAAUAGGUUCCAUUAUAAACCUUUGAUUUUUGUAAUUUUGUCUUUAAAUCCCUGUACACACUUUCAAAUUUUAUUUGACAAAAACAUGUGAGAUGCCUAAAUAUGGUCAUGAUGACAUCACAUCAUGACUAUAUAUAGGCACAUCAUGACCAUAUAUAGGCACAUCAUGACUAUAUAUGGGCAUACAACAGUUUUUUUGUAAAAUAAAAUUUGAUAUUCUGUACCGGGCUUUACAUAGCGUAUAAUUUGCAAGUAUUUGUAUCAAUGCAACUUUAACAGAUAUUUUACCUGCACUUGAGUUUAAAAUCCAAAUUAAUAUGUAAGUAAAUUAACAAUAUCUUACAUUUUGAGGUACAUAUUUGUAUAAUAGGAAAUAUAUUAUUGGUAUUUUUUUUAUAGGUGUGUAGAAUAUUUUAGGUAAGGAGCAUGCAAAUAAGAGGAUUUUAAAGAAAAAAAAUACUUUUUAUUUGUAUAUAUAUUCAUAGCUAAUAUUGUGGUAUUUAAAACACUUGUCAUUAAUACAUAAACAUAAGAUAAAACUCUAUAUUAUCAGUACAAUGAGUGGCAUACAAUUUCACUUAAUUGAAGCCUGAGUUUUAAACAUCAUUCACACAAAUAUACAAAAUAUUUGUAAUAUUUUCAUAUAAGGUAAUUAAGAAUAAAUCAAUUACAUUCCUGGGAUUUUAUUCAAAUUUUUAAAGGUGAAAUUAUUGUUGAUAAAUCCAGUCUGUAUAAUCAUGUUUCAAUGAUAUUUACUGCUAUAUUUCAAAUACUUAACCGUCCAAUAACACAAUAUUAAUAACAAUAACAAUAAUGACAUUGAUAAUUUAUAUGUAUGUAAAACAACAUAUGUUAUUGAUGGUAUCCUUUAUAAAUACACCAUUGAAUUGAGACAAAGUUGUUUAAGUCUUCCUGACUUAAGUGUGUUAUAAGAUAGUGUGUUAUUACGUUUUCUCCUGUAAAGUGUUAUUUCUGCCUUAAAAUCGACUAAACCGUCCAUUGUAGUGCAAUCCUGUCCAAGCACUGAAAUUGAACUAUUUAUAAAAGAAUUUUUUAAACUUGUCAUUCCUUGGAAUAAUGAUGUGUAAUACUUAAAGACCGUCCUUGAAAGUGUUAUGUUCUAAUUUUUAAAAAGACAAAAACAGUACCAUACAUAAUUUGUAUGAUUUAAAUAGGAUUUUAAUGUAUUAUAAUUAAAAUAAAUUUAUAAUGGUAAAUUAAUCAUGAUAAUAAUAACAUGGAUUUAUAUACAGCCAUUUAUAGUUACAUACAUCGAGCCACCAUUGAAGCAACGUAUCACUAUCUAAUAUCGAUUGCUCCAAAGUUUUAAAGUAUGGCAGUUGUUAAAGUGUACAACACUUUAUAAAAACCUUCUCAAACAAUAGUUUUUGGUUUACAGGUAGAGCUUUAAUUCUGAUAAAUAUAACAUCCAUUUUUAUACAUUCCCGUAGUAAAGUAUUUUAGAUGUACAUGUAGCAGAUGAUAACUUAAGGUGUUCCGUUAUUUGUAUUAGUUUUACUUCUGCAUUUUUAUCACCUUGAUCUUUCAAAUUUCCAUUUAUACCAAACAAACAAUGAUUAAAACAGUUUAUUUUAGAUCAAAUUAGAUUUUGAGUCAAGUAAAGAUAAAGAUUCUCGUAAUAACUAUAGUAUUAUAUUCUUGCAUUUUUUUUUCUAGUCCCCAGUUUUAUUUUUCGUGUGUUGUUCUGUGUGUCCGCAUUCAGUAUCUAGCUUUGUAAUUUGAUUUUGAAUUUGAAAUAAACUUUACAUUUUAUCUAAAA
This is a messenger RNA of Anneissia japonica, 20951 nucleotides long. RefSeq names its product adhesion G-protein coupled receptor V1-like. Gene Ontology annotation, biological process: cell surface receptor signaling pathway; negative regulation of adenylate cyclase activity; cell communication. Bases 1 to 18519 code for a protein of 6172 amino acids. The record is from RefSeq and is a predicted model, not a curated record. Gene Ontology annotation, cellular component: membrane. The transcript has 97 exons. Lineage: Eukaryota; Metazoa; Echinodermata; Crinoidea; Comatulida; Comatulidae. Gene Ontology annotation, molecular function: G protein-coupled receptor activity.